GAAAGUAUCAUGAAGAAAUUAAUACUUGUACUUGGUGGUUCUACUUUUAUGGGAAAGGAAUUAUUGCAAGAUAUUUCUGAAAAUGAAUCUUAUGAAGUUCAUUAUAUAAAUAGAGGAAAAAAUUAUUGGAACAAUGCAGUCAAUCAAAUAAAGAAUGUUUAUUAUACAUAUGGCAAUCGAGAAGAUACAACAGAUUUUACGACAUUGAUUAGAUAUCUUUCAAAGAAACUUGGUGUUGGAGUAAAUGGUAGAAAUUGGGAAGCUGUUAUUGAUUUUUCAGCAUUUUAUAGUAAUCAGGUUAAAUCAGUAUAUGGAGCCUUAAGAGGAUUAUGCAAUUUAUAUAUAUUUAUAUCAACAGACUCAAUCUAUGAUGUUUGUAAGAUAAGAUAAAUUCCAAUAACUGAAGAUUAGGAUUAAAGAAAAGAAUUAUCAGAUUAAGAAAAAAAAAGAGAAAGUUAUGGCCAUGUAAUAAUUAUUAUGAAUAAAUUUAGAAUAAAUUGAAAUGUGAAGAGUUUCUAUAAAAUUAUGUAGUAGAAGGUUCAUUUCGAUAUGUUAUUUUAAGACUUCCUGAUGUAAUUGGACCAUUUGAUGAUUCUGGAAGAUUUUUUGCAUUAGUGAAAUGGCUUUAAUAAAAUGAUAAGAAUCCUAUUUAAGUGGUAAAUUUGAUUAACAUAAUAAUAGGAUUAAGCUGUGCAAUCUGAAUAAAUUAGUCUUGUAUAUAGCACAGAUGUUGUGAAUUGCAUUAAAUAUUUCAUUUAAAAUAUUCCAUAAUAAAAUUAAAUUUAUAAUGUUUGCUUUGAUGAGACAAUUUCAUAUAUUGAAUUAGCUUAGGUUAUUGUAAUACUUUAAUACUAAUUUUAGCUUGAUAAAAUAUCAAAAAAAUAAUAAUUAAAUAUUAAACAUGUAAUAGAAGCUAGUAAAUUUUAUCCUUCAGUUGAUUGUGGAAUUAUUAGUAAUAAAAAAAUAAAAGAAUUGGGCAUUCAAUUAACCCCUUUAAUGACAGCUUUAGAGAAGACAAUUGACUUUUUUAUAAAGGAUGCUCCUAAUUAUGAAGCUGAAAAUAAGGCUGCACUUGAGAAGCUUAAUAGAAAAUUAAAUGCUUGAGUAUGUAAUGGGUUAUGAAAUGAUUUAAAUAUUAAUUCC
Messenger RNA from Paramecium sonneborni, 1143 nucleotides. The record is from the annotation of a GenBank genome assembly. NCBI's taxonomy places the organism in Eukaryota, Ciliophora, Oligohymenophorea, Peniculida, Parameciidae.